Messenger RNA from Chironomus riparius, 1005 nucleotides. The record is from the annotation of a GenBank genome assembly. Lineage: Eukaryota; Metazoa; Arthropoda; Insecta; Diptera; Chironomidae.
AGUUCAAGAGCUUGUAUGAAAAAAUUCAAAACAAAUUACAAUUAUUUUUGAAUGUUCUUAGUUUGCUCUUAGAUUGAAAGCUUUGAAGACGUAUUUUUGAGCAUAUUCAUAUAAGCUGAUUUGUCAAAUUUAGAGGAUCAGCGCAAUUUAAGGUUGAAAUAUUUGAAAAAAUGAGAUAUUUUCAUUUAUUCAUCACAUGCUUACUCAUCAUCAAUUCAUCCAACUUAUCAACAACAACUGACAUUAAAUGUCAUUAUUCAGCUUCAAGCUACUUCAUUUUAGGUAGUGUCUACGCCUGUCAAGUUGAUCACAGUUCGCACAUAAAAACUCGAGAAUCAGCAAAAAUUACUUCAGUCAAUGGACAGCAUUUGAGUGCAAAGACUGACAUCGAUGUGGUUGGUAUUGAGGCUACUGGCAUGGAAAUUCAUUAUUUUCCCCAAAACUUACAAAAUUUAUACCCGAACUUAAAGUUGAUUCAUUUUGUGGCAUGUCCAAUUGAGGACAUUUUUCAAGCAGAUUUAAAAUUUUAUCCAAAAUUAGUUUUUCUUUAUAUUGCAAGGUGCAAUGUUGAGGUCCUUGAAGCUGGUUUAUUUGAUUUUAAUACAGAAUUGGAAGUGCUUGGGAUUACUGGAAGUCGAAUUCAGCAUAUAGACCCAAAUGUAUUUGAUAAUUUGAAUAAAUUGUCGAGUUUUUGGUUUGAGAAUGUUCCAUGCAUUGAGACUAGCAAUAUUUAUGGAUCCAUACCGAAAGUUAAAGCUGCAAUCAAAGAGAUUAAGACUAAAUGUGAGGAUAUUGAGUUUUGGGCGUUUGGAGUUAAAAUUGACAGCCUUAAAAAGCAGUCAGAAGUUUUAAGUUUCGAGGAUUUUAAGCGAAAAGUUGAAAAAUUUGAAAUUGAAUUUAAAAGCUCCAAUUUCUCACAAUUUCAACCACUAAAACGUAAGUUUGAGGAUCUGAAACACAUUAAAGUAAUUCAAUAAACUAAUACCAAGAAGUUGGAACCUCCAA